AUGUCCCCUCAACCCUCACCCGCGCUCUGCGCUUCAACCCAACCUCUAUCAACAAAUUCCAGCGCCGCAUCUCGUUUCUUCACCUCCAACUCCUCGUCUGCGCGCCAAUACUCCACAUUCAGAAAUGCAUUUGCACGAACUCGUUUUGCGGGAAAGCAAACAAAGAGAUUUCAGAGUACAGAGGCUGCUGCUGCCACUGCCACUGCGCAAGUUAGUUGGUUCAAGAGAAUGUGGGAUAGUCCGAUUGGAUUGAAGACUUGGGCACUUGUCUUAGCCGGUGUCUCUGAUCUUGCUCGUCCCGCCGAAAAGCUCUCCCUCACCCAGAAUGCUGCCCUCACUGCUACUGGUAUCAUCUGGACUCGAUGGUGUUUAAUCAUCAAGCCAAGAAACGUUCUCCUCGCAACCGUCAACUUCUUCCUCGGCAUGGUUGGUGUCGUCCAAGUCACCCGUAUCCUCCUCCAUCAACGCAGCGAAAAGAACAAAUCCCUCACCGAUAAAGCAGCAGAAAUCGGUCACGAAGUCAAGGGAAAGGUCGAGGAUGUUGUUAAAUCAUAA
Messenger RNA from Botrytis fragariae, 555 nucleotides. RefSeq names its product putative upf0041 domain protein. The transcript is spliced from 4 exons. The record is from RefSeq and is a predicted model, not a curated record. Gene Ontology annotation, cellular component: mitochondrial inner membrane. Bases 1 to 555 code for a protein of 184 amino acids. NCBI's taxonomy places the organism in Eukaryota, Fungi, Ascomycota, Leotiomycetes, Helotiales, Sclerotiniaceae. Gene Ontology annotation, biological process: pyruvate import into mitochondria.